UGAACAUGGCAUCCUGAACCCUUCCAUGAUCGACAGGUACAUUGCCAAGAUGCAUCCCUACUUGAAUAAUUUAUCCUGAGAAUUCUCAAUCUUCUUCAGAUUAACCCAGUGAGGAUGUUGCAUUCCAGCAAUCCUCCCAUUCGGGGGAUGUUUAUGUUGUUGGACCUACAUUCCAUACUAUGGCAAGGCCAAUGUUGAGGUAUUCCACGCAGGUACAUAAAUGAGCUGGAUAUCCAGUGGAAAAGCUCUCUCAAUCAGCAGCAUCUCUCUUUAUCUCUGACAACUGUCCAUUACAUUCUUUUUGCAGUCACUCGUUGAGUCCUUUCCACAAACAUCCUCACAAUGUACUUCUCCAAGCUCCUCGCCGUGGCAUCUGCCUUUGCCCCCGUUGCACUCGCCUACUCUGUCGCAACCGUCGACUUUGACGCUCACGAACACUGCCCUGUUGGCAAAUGGCCCACCGGCGACGCCGCUGACGAGCAAAAGCUCGUUGCCACCAAGGACACCUGCAGCAGUGCCAAGGUCAAGCACUCCUUUGACAUCGACACCUACUCUUUCAGCGCCGACAUCAUCACCCCCGACACUCCUUUUGAAUGCCAGGGCGUUGGCAUCUACGCCAACGAAGACUGCGACGGAGAGCCCGAUUACUUCCUGCCCUUUGACGGCAAAAAGCCUCACGUCCAGUCUCCCUGUCUCCCUGAUCACUUUGACAAGUUCGUCUCUGUUAAGCUGCUUUGCCACGGUCACCACAAGCCUCACCACGGCUUCCACGGUCUGCCUAACACCCCUGGCGCUCCUCACGAGGGUGGUCACUAGAUUAUUAUAGAGGAGGAAAAGGUCACGAGUGCUGCUAUUCCUGGACAAAUGAUAUGUAUUAGCAUUUGAUUUUGCGUCUAUCUUUAAUUGCAAUACCACCUAAUUCUGUACUGGGACGGGUUAGUUCAUUAAUAUAAUAAAACUGAUUGUAUACUAUGGCUGCUAUUCAACAUUAAAGUAGUAAUGAAAGGCAAUCUUUUACUCUUGGAUAUAGAGUACUAGUCAGAAGACAGGAAGCUU
Aspergillus wentii DTO 134E9 is the source of this 1056-nucleotide messenger RNA. It is a transcript of the gene ccpA, whose product is annotated as protein ccpA. The transcript has 2 exons. The record is from RefSeq and is a predicted model, not a curated record. Bases 343 to 816 code for a protein of 157 amino acids. NCBI's taxonomy places the organism in Eukaryota, Fungi, Ascomycota, Eurotiomycetes, Eurotiales, Aspergillaceae.